AUGGAUGACUACCGAUUUCGCGCGCAGCAGUCUCCCCGAAACGAGGCGCCGAUGAAUUCCCUUGUCUCACCACCGAGGAAUGGCAACCGACUGCCUCAGCCAGACCCUCGAACCUCUCUGCCUCGCCGCUUCACGACGGACUCAGGCCAUGUACCAACACUGUCAUCAUUAACCCUCCAGCGGCCCCCGGAGCCGCAAGUAUAUCCCACUGCCACCGAGUAUAAGGCCCAACUGGCGCAGAAGAGACGACUAGAGUAUGAGAAGCUCAGGGAGCAGAAACAACUCUUUGAGCUCGAAAUGAAGAAGCUGGAAGCCGAACAGCGUCAGGAUGAGGCCGAAUUGAGACUCCAGAUGGACAUGGGCAGAGGAAGCGGACUGGGCUUGACUGGACACCAAUCCGAACCAACAACGCCGCCUGAAUAUCGUGAGACCUCUGGGUUCCCUGGCAUGUUUUCGCGCCCCAACCGAUACUCCCUCUCGAGCCUGGCUUCGCCGCCAGGGUUGUUCAACAACAGGUCUGGGAGAUCAGGAUCGAACUUGGCAUCCCCUCAAUCGGGAAUCAUGCAGUCGCAAUCUCGGGCCUUUGCGUUUGAUGAUCACCUACCCUCGCGGUCAGUUCCAGGAAGUCGAAGAAACAGCGACGAGGACGAAAAAGAGGAAGCCCUUCGCCAGGAUCCUACCAGCCACCGGUCAACUAACGCCCUCAACCGAUACUCUAUGCCUGUCACUCGACGAGGCAACCCUCUUUACGACAACAUCGAUCAAACCAACGCAGCUGGUUUCCUAUUCGGCGACGACGACAACACAAUGGAAUCUAGCUACGCUGGUCUCGACAAGGCUGGUGAUGACGGUUUUCCGAAGCUGAUUGCGCAGAAAGACAACCCCCAUCGCCUCUCAGCAUCAUCCGUUGCCGUCGACUUGACCUCGCUUGGCGGCACCAGUUCUGACGCGUCAAACGGUUGGAACAAGAUGACCUCGCUCCACCGCCACCAGCAGAGCCUGUCGCAGCUCGAAUCAUCUCAGAUGAUGAAUUCUGCCGACACAAUAGGCGCGGGCCAGGCCGGCUCUGAUGCUAACACCAUCGGCUCGCGCUCCGGUAUUCGUCACUCGCUCGACCUCAAGCAGCAUGGAUUGGACUUGAGCUAUUUUGCCAAGGAGUCCGGUCCGGACACCACCAAUGCUAUCAAGUCCCCUUCUGCCGUUCAGAACAUGACAGGCGCACCCAAGCUGCAGACGUCCUUCUCUGCCAACGACAUCCAUGCCGUCAAGACACCUGCCGGCUCCGUCAACCUGUCCAAUGCCAACGCGCACGCGCAGCAGCACUUCCACAACCACAAUGCAAGCAUCGGUCGCAUCCCUCCCGGUGCCAUGCCGAAGCGUCAUAGUCGCGAGCUAUCCAGCGACAACCACAUCCCUGGACUUCCUCAGGCAGCAACUUUCCCUUCAAUCGGCUCAGCUCUCCACGCCAAUGCCCCUGCCUUUGGACCUGCUGUCACCUCGCAAGGGCCGGCUCAGAACAGCCCCUCAGUUGCUUCACCCGGCUCCUCUGGUGGAUUCCCUUCCUAUUACGGCGCCAAUGGAUACAACCCCAACCCGACGAGCCCCAACGGGGCCCCCUUCAACAUGGGAAUGCUUAUGCAAGGUAUGGGCAACCUGAACAUGAACGGUUUCACUCCGCAGGGCUUCACCGGUUACGCUCCCAUGUAUCAAAGUGGCCCUCCUCGCGACUCCCAGCAGCGUGUCAUUCAGCAGCGCCGCGCCCAAGACAAUGAUAGUAUGAACCGAUUGAACAACGCACCCUUCGAGAGUUACAUCGGCCAUCUAUUUGAGCUCUGCAAGGACCAGCACGGCUGCCGAUACCUUCAGAAGCAGCUUGAGAACAGGGACCCUGACCAGAUUCACAUGAUCUGGCUCGAGACAAGCCCUCAUGUCGUUGAGCUGAUGAUGGAUCCUUUCGGCAACUACUUGUGCCAGAAGUUGCUUGAGUUCUGCAGCGAUACCGAGCGCACUGAGCUCAUCCGCAAUGCCGCCGACCACAUGGUGAAGAUCGCGCUCAACCAGCAUGGCACGCGUGCGCUGCAGAAGAUGAUCGAGGGUGUUACGUUGCCCGAGCAUGUCCAGAUCAUCAUUGAGGCACUUCGCCACCAAGUGGUUGACCUCAUCCAGGAUCUGAAUGGCAACCAUGUCAUUCAGAAGUGCCUCAACAAGCUGAGUUCCGAUGAGAAUCAGUUCAUCUUUGAGGCUGUCGGCAGACACUGUGUCGACGUUGGAACCCACCGUCACGGCUGCUGUGUGCUUCAGCGCUGCAUUGACCAUGCCGCUGGAGAGCAGAAGAUGUGGCUCAUCACCCAAAUUACCGACAACGCACCGCGCCUUGUUCAAGAUCCCUUCGGUAACUACGUGGUCCAGUACAUCAUCGAUCUGAAUGAGCCCGCCUUUACGGAGCCCCUCGUUACCAAGUUCCAGGGCAGAAUCAGCCAGCUCUCUCGUCACAAGUUCAGCUCGAACGUCAUUGAGAAGUGCUUGCGCUGCGCCUCCGAGCCAUCUCGCGACCGCAUGGUCCAGGAACUGCUCGUUCCCGGCGAGUUGGAGCGACUAUUGAGAGACAACUACGGCAACUACGUGGUCCAGACUGCAUUGGACCAUUGCACCACUCAGAUGAAGCACCAGCUUGUUGAGGCCAUCCGACCGGUUCUUCCUCUCGUCCGUGGCACGCCGUAUGGCCGCCGCAUUUCAGCCAAGGUCCUGACGCACGACGGCAACCGCUCCAACGGCUCCUCCAACAACAGCGGCCAGACAACUCCGUCGGACCCCACUCAGGGCCAGAUAUCGCUCCGAGGCACUGGGGGUGGCCGCAACGCCAACAACACCGGCCUGCCCAUGGGCGGAUUCGGCAAUGGUGUCGGUGGCGGCCGCAAUCAGGCCUCUUACCCGGCCAGCAGUUCUCUGAGCGUUCCGCCUCCCCAACCGCCUCGCAUGAACCAAGGUUACACCUAUCCCGGCACCAACCUCCAGCAGGGCAAUGGUGAGGGCCAGUUCUUCUAG
This is a messenger RNA of Neoarthrinium moseri, 3045 nucleotides long. RefSeq lists its product as uncharacterized. The transcript is spliced from 6 exons. Gene Ontology annotation, molecular function: mRNA binding. The coding region runs from base 1 to 3045 and encodes 1014 amino acids. The record is from RefSeq and is a predicted model, not a curated record. NCBI's taxonomy places the organism in Eukaryota, Fungi, Ascomycota, Sordariomycetes, Amphisphaeriales, Apiosporaceae. Gene Ontology annotation, cellular component: cytoplasm. Gene Ontology annotation, biological process: post-transcriptional regulation of gene expression.